AUGUCUCACUAUAUGAAAUCAAGCAAUGCCCCACUGAUGCUCAGUAAUAUCUCAUGUUUCCGACACCACGGCUGGUUUGCAUGCGUCAAGCUGAAUACCGCCAUCUACUUCCGCUCCAACGCCAAGAUUGUAGAUGGCCAGCUCAUCCUAAAGCUCGACAUCUCGAAGCGGGCCAUAAACCCGUCCUUCAAAGCCCACCUGCAGAUUGGAGUGCUGGACAACAUGAUCCCAGAGAUGUACCUGAAGUUCUCCAAAUUCAGCUUCAACCAGCGCAGCGCGGACUCAACCGUCUUCAUCCACUAUCCCAACAGCGACGCGGAAGUGCGCGCGACGAUGACUACGAACCCUCAGACAAAAGUGCGCGAUAUGCGCGUUACGCUAUGGUGCAAUCUGGGAGGAUGCGAGAGCCCCUUCGACAGCCGGCGGGAUAACAACGCGGGGUCUUACCACGAUCCUACUUUACUGGGUGAUUGUCGCACCAUCAGUCCUGAGGAGUCGCUUUAUAUGAAGCACUUCAACGAUACAUCGCCUUCGAAAUUUGGGGACUACCUGUCAUCUGGGAGGAUGUUAACAGGGUUUUUUGGGCAAUGA
Molecule: messenger RNA, 591 nt
Organism: Histoplasma mississippiense
Lineage: Eukaryota; Fungi; Ascomycota; Eurotiomycetes; Onygenales; Ajellomycetaceae
Exons: 2
Coding region: 1-591 (196 amino acids)
Source: RefSeq, a predicted model, not a curated record